CCAGAAGGUCCCCUCCCUUUUCUAACUGACCGCACCUCCCCCACAAGAUUGGCACGGGCAGCUCGGAAGUCACACAAGACAUCGCCAUGGCGGUCAUUGAAAGCGCGCCUGGCGUUCAGGUGCAGGUCGUCGUGGACGGCAACCCGCUCGAAGAAUAUGACGACCCCGACUCGUCCCGCGCUCCAGAUGCCGUAACCGUGUACAUCGAACCAAUAUCAGGGAAGAAUUUCGAGAUCCGAACCAUAUUGGACAAGCACCUCCCCACAGGCCAUGAUGUUUCUGUCUUGGUAUCGGUAGAUAGUGUCCACGUCACAGGAAAACACAUUCCCAGACACAAGAUUGAAUCGUCUCGUAUAUCCACCGUCAAGGGUAUUAUCGAUAUCAUCGGAGGGGCCGCGAUUCAGUCUUCCUUUCGCUUUUCAGAUGUCCAAACCUUCGAGGGCGCCGCCUCCGCUAGGAAAGAUGCCUACAAGGUUCUUGGUCAAAUCGAGGUCCAACUUCACUUCUCCAAAAAUGCAAGGAAAUUCUGGAACAGACUUGACAGAAUACGAUCAUCUGGGAUUUCUCAAGCGGCGAUAUCGGCGAAGCAUGCUGGCAGGGAGUCACUGUCUCAUCGUACAAGCCUGGAUGAGCCAACAAAAACCAAAUGCUCUUAUUGGAAAACGGAGCGUGUUGACGAGAAGGCCUUUUCUACCUUCAUCUUCAGGUACCGUUCCGUUCAGUCCCUAAGAAGCCUCCAAGUGAUUUCUCGCUCGCCUCCACCGACGAAGGCCCCUGCAAUCGAAAUGCCGAAGUCGGAGCAUAUAGACGGAACUUCGUCUGAUCGAAGCCCCGACCCAACGUCUCGACCUGCAGACCCCAGUAGGAGCCCCCAAGGCGUAUGGAAAGCUCUGUCCGACGAGGACAUCAAGGCUCUUCUCAACCACCAUACCGGUCAAACAAGCACACGGGAUGGCCUGCGUCGUACAGAGCUCGAGGCUCUGUUGAAUCACCAUAGGUCUACAGACGAGGUAAUCGAAAGCGGAACUACCAAGAUCAAGCGCGAGCUUGAUCAGGGUGUAGAUAACGACGAUUUCAAAGUGAUCGGCGAGAGGAAGAAGAAGCGCAAGGACGUUCCGGGCAAGGACCAUAGAAUCAUCGAGCUGGAUUGA
This is a messenger RNA of Paraphaeosphaeria sporulosa, 1151 nucleotides long. RefSeq lists its product as uncharacterized. The record is from RefSeq and is a predicted model, not a curated record. Bases 87 to 1151 code for a protein of 354 amino acids. NCBI's taxonomy places the organism in Eukaryota, Fungi, Ascomycota, Dothideomycetes, Pleosporales, Didymosphaeriaceae. The transcript has 5 exons.